Molecule: messenger RNA, 1737 nt
Organism: Micropterus salmoides (largemouth bass)
Lineage: Eukaryota; Metazoa; Chordata; Actinopteri; Centrarchiformes; Centrarchidae
Product: basement membrane-specific heparan sulfate proteoglycan core protein-like
Exons: 8
Coding region: 95-1255 (386 amino acids)
Biological process (GO): cell-cell adhesion
Cellular component (GO): cell-cell junction
Molecular function (GO): cell adhesion molecule binding
Source: RefSeq, a predicted model, not a curated record
UAAAGGUCGAAAGUGAUUGUAUGAAAGAGAGACACAGACACAGUGAAAAACAGAUUGUACACCUAGAAGAACGUGGGACUGUUCUCUGUUCACCAUGGAUUGUUCACCUGGAGUACUAAUCCUGUUUUCUCUCUUAUGUUCAGUUCUCUCUUUCUGUGCAGUGGCUGGUCAAGUUCCGGUUGUCUCUGUGGAGCCCCGGGCAGCUACUGUGCGCCAAGGGGAGUCUGUCAGCUUUAGGUGCCAAGUGGGGAGCGGUGCACAGCCAAUUCAACUGGAGUGGAAGAAAGCCAAUAACCAAGCAUUACCAGACAAUGUGAAGAUUGGUCCUGAUGGCUCUGUGCUGACGGUUGCUAAUGCCCGACCUGGAAACCAGGGCCAGUUCCGCUGCGUGGCAGCCAACUCUGCAGGCCGCAGCACUGCCACAGCUGUACUGAACGUCAAAUUUGCUCCCAAAGUGCAGCUGACACCAGCAGGGCCCCUGCAGGUCAGAAUAGGUGACCCGGUGUCAGUGGAGUGUAAAGCCACAGGCAGGCCACGGCCCAAGUUGACCUGGAAACGCCAAGGAUCCUCCCUGCAGCUGGUUACCCGGGAGACAAAUGAUGCCAACACAAUAGAGUGGCCUGCAGUGCACCCAGAGGACUCAGGAGUUUAUAUUUGCCAGGCUGAAAACAACGAGGGGGUGACAGAGGUCAAAAUUGACAUCAUUGUUGAGGGGGGGCUGGGAGCACCAGUGGCGUCAGUGAGCACUACAGAGAUGAUAGUCGUGGAGGGACAUACAGUCACGAUGUCGUGUCGGGCUAGUGGUUCCCCUCCUCCUGUCAUCACCUGGUCCAAGCUACGAGCACCGCUGCCAUGGAAACACACAGAGGAUGGUGGAGUUUUGACACUGACCAGCGUGGGGCGCCAAGAUUCAGGCCAAUACAUCUGUAAUGCAACCAACAUACAUGGCUACAGCGAGGCGUACACGCAGGUGGAGGUGGAGAGUCCUCCGUACGCCACCUGCCUGCCUGACCAGGUGAGGCUCCGGCAGGGAGAUGCCCUGGUCGUGCAGUGCCUUGCCCAUGGCUCUCAUCCCAUUCAGUUCGAGUGGAGCCGGGCAGGCAGGGCGAGAUUGCCUGCAGGAGCAGAGACCACAAAGGAUGGUAGGCUGCUCAUAGCCCACGUUAAACUGUCUGACAGCGGAACGUACAAGUGUGUGGCCACCAACCACAUCGGCUCCAGUGAGGCACUGGCCAAAGUCAUCGUAAAAGCUUAAUCCACUGUGGUCUCAACGUCUGAUUGACAAACCAUCUAUGCAGCGAUUACAACCUCUGCACACCUGGUUUGUAGCCGUGAGGACAGUGAAAUGGUUAAUACUGACAAAACAGAGAAAAUUAUAUUUAAUAGAUUCAUUUAUUUUGAUGUAUUAAAGUGAAAUAUAUAUGCUGUUUAAACUUUUUUAUUGUGCAGAUUGGGUUAAUUAUGUUUUUUUCUUAGAAAACCGAUACUGUUGCUAGUAUUGCUCCUAUCUCAUAUUUGCCUUUGGAGAGCUUUUCUCUGGAUCUGUGUGUGGACCAACAUCCUGCACUACAUGUGUAGGAGUUUCCCCUGCUGGAAUGUCUCUGCACAAUGUCCUCCUCCCUUUAUGUCAUCUGAUCUUGUCCACACUACACUGUCUAAACUGUUCUAAUAUAAAACCCUUUAUAAUGCCAUUAAUUAUUAAAACAAUAAAGACCAAAUAAAAUAAUGUAUUACACA